UCUUCAUCGUGACACACAGUUUGUAGCUAAACUCUCUGUACAGUGUAGUCGCAUUGUUUUUUAGUUAGCCUACAUGUACAGUCAAUAUCACAUGGCGAUACUUUACUGCGAGGCACUGAACACUGGAGACUGAAGCCACAUACUGAAAAACUCCAACAAGUUGCUGUAAUAAGGAUUGCUUUCAGUGCAUGUUUUCUGCGGGGCAUGUCUCUCUGACUUCAUACCCCUUCCUUCAUCAGCAAAGAGAUCGCGUGCUAAAGCUGUACUGUGUUAUCGCCACUUAUUAGUGUUCGCUCAAUCAGUACUACCCUCAUGUUGGGGGAAAACUUACUCUGAAAAAAAACAAAGUUGUUUUGGGAGGUUUUCACUGAUCAUGUCUACCUUACAAUAUCCCGGACCGCCACCACCGUCAAGCAUGAACCUUCAUAACUACCCUCAUAUGAACCAUCAUCACGGACUAGUUGGGCAGGGUUUGUCUCCGCUAGGAGCCCCUACCGCUAUACAGCCUUUAAACUCUUUACAUAAUGGAGCCGGGCACCAUCAGCAACAUACCCCUUUCUAUAUUGAUAACAUUUUAGGCAGUAGGUUGACUAUGAACGGGCCGGCGAGACCUACCCCAACGCUACCCAGUCCUACAUUCGCUACGCAUGUCAAUUCACCGUAUAACUCGUACUACGACCAGUCGGUGCAUACGGGGUUGCCUGCUCCCACGCCGAUCAGCUACGGGUCUGGAGCGUUCUCAAGCCCGCCACCUUACCCGUUCCCUCGCGGUGACUUCGCCCACGGACUUAUCGACAGACACGAUCCGUACUCUAAAGGGAAGCCGUUCCUCUGGAACCCCUUCAUACAGAGACCGCUUCACAAACGGAAAGGGGGCCAGGUUCGGUUCUCUAACGACCAGACCAUGGAACUGGAGAAGAAGUUCGAGAGCCAAAAAUAUCUGUCUCCACCAGAGAGGAAAAAACUCGCCAAAUUGUUGCAACUCAGUGAACGACAGGUCAAGACAUGGUUCCAAAACAGAAGAGCAAAAUGGAGGAGAGUAAAACAGGAGGUACCAACAGGGAAAGGCGACAGUGACGAGAACUGCGUAGACUCACACGAGAACUCACGAGACACGGACAGAGACGACUUCAGCAGAGACCACGCGGUGCUCCCAAAUGGUGGACUACACGGAUUCACACACGGUGGUAGCGAAGGGGAAUCACUGGAAGACAAAGAAGCAUGAUACAAGUCUAUUCUACUGUAAAUGCUGCAAAAGGGCGCUUGAACUCUCGAAGGACUGAGUCAUUCCAAACGAUGUCUAAUUGUGAACGCACGGACGCACCGUCACAAACCUUUUUGAUAUGGUGCGUUUAUAAACGUUCUGAAGAGAUGGAUACUGCGGUUGGAGCGGUGAAUUAUUUAAUGAUGCGAGAAUUAUGAACAAGAACGCUUCUACCACAAGGGGAUAGAUCGCCAAUGUGUGCGUCCAUUAUCUGCGUCAGAGGUUGUGUCGAUGUCGUCCCCAGGUUCACUAAUACAAACCAUGAACAAUUGUGUCAAUAUGAUGCCGAGUGUGAACAUUUUGGUCUAGAAUGUCCUAAUACUGCUAACAGGUCGGGACAACCCUAAGCACUAUCAGACCUUCCACGUUGCUGCUAUCUCAUGAGUCAAAUUCAAAUCAGUGUAACCAAACUGAGACUGGAAGGGCACAUAGUCUGGUGCCUUUAUGUACAAUGAACAUCAGCAUUCAUUUUGUCUUUUUGAAACGGGGAACAUGACCAAGAUGGCGGCAGGAUGAUAGAAGUCUACGGAACUCCCAGUGGCCCAGCUAAUGACUUUUUCCAUGCUCGCUUUGCUGCUUGCUAGCCACCAUUCUCUGAUUAAAUAAAUAGUAUAGGAAUUAUUGUCAACUCUUGAAAAAAUAUGCUGUGGUAGUAGAUGAACCAAUGCGAAAUAUGAACUCUCAAACACUAUAUAUAGGCCCCUUUCGAAUCCACGGCUUUGGAUGCGGCUUCAGGCUCCGUCCUCUCUUUUGAAGCCCUGAGGGGGGCCAAGCUAGCCUGAGACGAAUCUGGAGCCGAAGCCGUGGUUUCGAAAAGGGCCUAUGUUUUUAAAACUCUGGUAUAGACCUUUACUCAUUGGGUCGCUAUGAGUAAGCCUGUAGAGUAAGCCUAUGGAGUUAAUUUGUGUGUACUUUUAGCAAGGUCAAUAUUCUAUAGACGUGAUCUGUCGGGGCAAUUCUAACCACUCAGUGUUGCCGAAAUGGUCAUCGUCCUCAGUCCCAACAACAAGAGACACGAUGUCAAACAUUCAUGUGUCAAAGUAUUGAUUGAAAGCUUAGGUGGUCAUGUCAUGACGUCACAAAGAGAAUGGAUAGGAAUUGAUUGUGGAUUUGUGUUGUAAUUUCUGAGUGGUUUUUUUUUAUAUCGUGGUUGGGUUUGGAGUAAUCGCUCACUGUACAUUGCAAUAACUGACUAGUUUGACGCAUUGCGCUUGCUGUGCCGGCUGGUACCCCGCACACUAUGGACCGGUAUCCUCACACUAUGGACCGGUAUCCUCACAUUAUGGACUGGUAUCCUCACACUAUGGACCGAUAUCCUCACACUAUGGACCGGUACCAUCACACUACCGGCCGCUACCAUCAGACCAUCAGACUAGGGACAUAUGCCCUCACACUACGGGCCGAUACAAUCAUGCUAAGGACUGGUUUUCAAACUAAGGACCGGUACCCUCAUACUCCGGGGACUGGUACCCUACGGGCAGUGACACCUUCUCUUGUUCCAUGUUUUUCCGUAGAAGGUUGCUCGUGAUAUGAAACAACUUGCUGAUCAAUAAUAUUCCUCAUGAGAAUAAAUAUUUAUCUGUUUUGAAAAAAAAAAAACAUUGUCAGUUUCAUAGAUUACAAAUUUGAUUCUGUAUUUGUAAAUGCAUUAUCAAUUACCAAUAUUCAUCUUGGAAUAGGAGGAAAUAAGCUGCUUAGUUCCAAGCGGGUUUAGUUACAAAGCUAAAUAGUUGGGGCUGGUUUUUCUGCAUCUCUGCUUUUACUGUAGUUAUAAAUUCCUGUAAAAUGAUUGCCUCAAAAGCUAGGUAAACGAAUUGUGUGUUAUUUGCUUCCCACUUCCAUUACUUACCGUCGUGUUUGAUAGGAUGGGGUAACUGUAUUUAUUUUAGCUAAGUGUACAGUUGAUUUUCAGAAAAUAUGGGUUGUGUUUAGGUGACUAUGAAAAGAAAACAAUUUGGUAUAAAUUCGUUCUGAGAAAAUUGCUUGUCUUAAAUGACGUCUUCUUGGAGAAAACUUUAUAUAAAUCCAAUCUAAGGAACCUGUGACUGUUACAAAUAAAUCGAUACCCAGGUUAGUUUUAUACUAAUGUUUUGUGAAAACUGACUUUGGUUUUGAAACUUCUAAACCCCGGCCAAAAGGUCACUGAGUCAUGUCUCGAGUAACUAUUAGGCAAACAUUACAACAACAAUAAGAUGUUCAGCGUCCCCGCCCGCUCCGUUUUAAAGGCUGCCUCCUUGUUUUUUUUCUUUCUUUUUGAUGAAAAAAAGGGAAUUGUUAUUAGUUAAAAAGGUAACAUUUGAACGAUAUCAUAUGUUCAAAGCAUUCUCUUUAAAACGGUCUUAAGCUGGUUGUCUUAAAAGAUUUGUCAGUCGGUUAUUUUGUAGAAAAAAAAGGGAAAGGCCCUCCUCCUUCCUUUUUUUUAAAACAGGACGCGAAACGUGUUUUUUGUUUUAUUUGGCCUUAGUAAAUGUUGGCUUCGUUGAAACUAAUUUAUCAAGUAUAGGAAUAAACUAUCUUCGUAUGUUUUUUAUAUUGUACACCUUUGACAUAAAGUUUUGUCUUUCUGUACUGGGUUUAUAUACUAUUAUUUACCACUUUAAUAUUGUAUACCUGUAUUUUGUAUCAUAAAAACGUCAUAGAUUAUACCAUGAUCGCACGUCAGCCAUCACUGUUGACCAAACGAUGAGGGCGUGCGUUGUCGUUAUUGUUGUGUAAGAUUAUGAAUUUUUUCUAAGAUUGAAUAAAUUAUAUGUUGAGUCAAAGUGA
Asterias rubens (European starfish) is the source of this 4030-nucleotide messenger RNA. RefSeq names its product hematopoietically-expressed homeobox protein HHEX homolog. Bases 374 to 1225 code for a protein of 283 amino acids. Gene Ontology annotation, molecular function: RNA polymerase II cis-regulatory region sequence-specific DNA binding; DNA-binding transcription factor activity, RNA polymerase II-specific. The record is from RefSeq and is a predicted model, not a curated record. Gene Ontology annotation, biological process: cell differentiation; regulation of transcription by RNA polymerase II. Lineage: Eukaryota; Metazoa; Echinodermata; Asteroidea; Forcipulatida; Asteriidae. The transcript has 4 exons.